Messenger RNA from Aspergillus wentii DTO 134E9, 288 nucleotides. RefSeq lists its product as uncharacterized. The transcript has a single exon. NCBI's taxonomy places the organism in Eukaryota, Fungi, Ascomycota, Eurotiomycetes, Eurotiales, Aspergillaceae. The annotation marks the transcript as partial. The record is from RefSeq and is a predicted model, not a curated record.
GAUCUAGAUAUAACUUUAGAUAUAAUAAGCAAUUACUUUAAGAAGGUGCUUUAUAAAGAAGGAAGUGAAAUCUUAAAUUCUAAGGUUAUUAAAGAUAUCUUACUAGGAAUUAAAAAGAUAUCACUAUCUAAUAAUAUUAGAGAAGUAAUAGAUUUAAAGGAGUUCAUAAACCCUAUAAAAGAAGAGGUUAAUAAUAAUUUAAUAGAUAUAGAUAAAGGUAUCCUAGCUCAGUAUUUACUAGAGAAUAAUACUAUUAAAGAGGAUAAUACUAAUAAAGAAGAGACCUAG